This is a messenger RNA of Astrephomene gubernaculifera, 488 nucleotides long. NCBI's taxonomy places the organism in Eukaryota, Viridiplantae, Chlorophyta, Chlorophyceae, Chlamydomonadales, Astrephomenaceae. The record is from the annotation of a GenBank genome assembly.
CUGUAUCCCAUUAAUUAUCCUGCAACAGGACUGAGCUUUCAGCAAAGCAAUUUGCGCUUACCCUAAAACCCUUUAUAAAGAAUGGGCGGCAACGUCAUCCACAUUACUAGCAAGGCCGAUUGGGACAACCGGUUGGCUACCGCCAAGAGCGAGGGCAAAGUGUGCGUUGUGGACUUCUACGCUCAGUGGUGCGGGCCCUGCAAGAUGAUUGCUCCCCACUAUGAGGCGUUGAGCGCCGAGUACCCGAACGCCUACUUCUUGAAGGUUGACGUGGACGCGGUCCCGGCUGUUGCGGAGGUGUGCCAGAUCAACUCCAUGCCCACCUUCCACGUGUACAAGGACGGAGUCAAGGUGGGCGAGUGUGUGGGUGCAAGCCAGGAGAAGCUGAAGGCCCUGGUGGCCGCACACGCAAGCAAGGCCGCGUGAAGAAGUGAGGAGUGAAAAGCGAGGUCGGCGUCAGGAAGACGCUGGCAAAAGGAGUAUGUGGG